GAUUCCAAGUCAGCGGCGGUGGUGUUGGAAGCAGCAGCAGUAGAAUGCGAGCGUAUUGAUCGGCCCCCGGAGUACAGCGUAGCGAUCGAUGGCGACUAGUGAUGCGCAUGGCCCAGCUGUCCGCCCGCACUGGCGGCGUUCAGCGCUACUGCGACUGUUCCUUCUCUCCAGCUUUCUGCCUGCAGUGUCGUGCAUGGACUAACCGUUAGAUCGGGCGUUAUGUGUACUAGCCGCCGGCAGCUCUGCUUAGCAUGAAGACCGGCUGAAGCCAUGGUAUUCUGUCUCGUGCAGAAAAGGGGGAAACAGACAGGCCUCGCGUAAGAGGCAUUCUCACCUCCUGUUUGUUUCUUCCGAGCUUCUGCAGCAGAAGCCGUUGCAGCUGGGUGAUGUGCCCAGGGACCUAAAGAUGUGCUCAUUUGAGGGUCUGAGCGAGCACCGAAUUGCUUUGUACCGGGCAGUGCAGGCCAUUACUGCGACUGGAUUGUCCGUGCUCACCCAUACACAUAGUGGGCUGCUCCUGCUGUCUCCAAUCUAUAAUUCUGAUGGUGAUCGCAUAGCUUCUGUCUGUACCAUCGGAGUUGAACCUUUUCACGGUUUCUUCCACAAUGGAUACAGAGGCGGCAAAAAAUUACAGAAAGAAAAAAAUUGAGGAGAUAGGAAAGAUGACAGCUCUCAGCCAAGAUGAGAUUGUCAGCAGCACAAAAACAGUAAUCCAGGGCCUAGAAACAUUAAAGAAUGAACACCAUCAGAUCCUUAACUCUCUCCUCUCCUCCCUCAAAACCAUCAAACGUGAAAGUGGGGAUACUAACCUUGUGGAGGAAAAAACUAACAUCCUCAAGAAAUCCCUUGAAACCAUCGAGCUUGGCAUUGGUGAGGCACAGGUGAUGAUAGCUCUCACACAGCAUUUUCAGAGUGUGGAGGCAGAGAAACAGAAAUUGCGAGCCCAGGUUCGGAGACUGUGCCAGGAAAAUGGCUGGCUGAGGGAUGAACUGGCAAAUACACAGCAGAAGCUGCAGUUCAGUGAACAGAAAGUGGCAACACUGGAUGAGGAAAAGAGACAUCUUGAGUUCAUGAACGAGAUGAAGAAAUAUGACACUGGCGACUCCAAUGUUUCGACAGAAGAAAAAGAGGCAGAGCCACCUUCACAGCCACUUGACUUGGGCUUUCCGGAUGAUGAUGAUGAUGGCCAUUCCCCUGAAGUGUUAUCACCAACACAGCCAGGUGCUAUGGCUUCAGCAGCAAGUGGUGGGUAUGAAAUUCCUGCAAGACUGCGUACACUUCACAACUUGGUGAUCCAGUAUGCAUCUCAGGGACGAUAUGAGGUGGCUGUGCCUCUCUGCAAGCAAGCACUAGAGGACCUUGAGAAGACCAGUGGCCAUGACCAUCCUGAUGUAGCCACUAUGCUCAACAUCCUCGCGCUUGUCUACAGAGACCAGGGGAAGUACAAGGAGGCAGCAAACCUAUUGAAUGAUGCAUUGGGAAUUCGUGAAAAAACCUUGGGGCCUGACCACCCAGCUGUGGCAGCCACUCUUAACAAUUUGGCGGUACUUUAUGGGAAGCGUGGAAAAUACAAAGAGGCAGAGCCUUUAUGUAAACGAGCCUUAGAAAUAAGAGAAAAGGUGCUUGGGAAGGACCAUCCUGAUGUUGCCAAGCAACUGAACAACUUGGCUCUUUUAUGCCAAAAUCAGGGCAAAUAUGAGGAGGUAGAGCAGUACUAUCAGAGAGCACUAGAAAUUUAUGAGGGCAAACUGGGCCCUGAUGACUCUAAUGUAGCAAAAACCAAGAACAAUUUGGUGGAAAAAUAUUAUCUUCGAGCAUUAGAAAUUUACAAGAAACGGCUGGGGCCAGAUGAUACCAAUGUGGUUAAGACUCAAAAUAACUUGGCAUCAGCAUACUUGAAACAAGGCAAGUACAAACAAGCAGAAACACUAUACAAAGAAGUCUUGACACGAGCUCAUGAAAAGGAGUUUGGAAAAGUAGAAGGAGAAAACAAGCCUAUAUGGAUGAGAGCUGAGGAGAGAGAAGAAAAUAAGGGAAAGAACAAAGAAGGAGAACCUCUUCCGGACUAUGGUAGUUGGCAUAAAGCUUCAAAAGUUGACAGUUCCACUGUAACAACUACAUUAAAAAACCUUGGAGCCCUCUACAGGCGGCAGGGAAAAUAUGAAGCUGCUGAAACACUAGAAGAAUGUGCCAUGCGCACCAAGAAAAUGGGGCCUGCGGACAUGGUCCGGCACACCAAACUAACGGAGGUGGUAGUCAGUGACUAUUCUAAGGACAGUGUCCCCAACAAAGACCCAGCGGCGCGCAGGCGCUCAAACUCCCGCGACCGGGCGCGCCGCGAUUCAAUGGAUAGUGUGUCAUAUGAAAAAAUUGACACAGGUGAUGAAACUGGCAAAAUGAAACGCAGUGGCUCGUUUUCCAAACUGAGAGCUUCCAUAAAGCGUAGCAGUGCUAAACUGGUCCAGAAACUCAAGGGGAAAGGUCCCACAGAUGAAAACUCUGGGAGUUUUAAUUGGUAUUUGCGGGGCUAUUAUGGAAAUGAAAGUAUGAAAAGAGCAAGCUCCUUGUCGGUCCUCAACAUAAUCAGUAGUAAAGACGAUAAGCUCCAUGAAAGUCGGCGAUCUGCAGGCGACUUGAGGAUAAAAGGGCGUACUGCCAGUACAGAGCAUAUAGCGGGACAAAUAUUUUGACCCUAUACUCUCUGCUAGCUUUCUGCAUUGUGUGUGUGCAUCCUGCUUCAGAAAGAGUCAUCUCACAGCAUAUGAAGGCUUGGUCAUUGUCAUCAGGGUGUCAUUACUCAUCUUCUUUCCUUCAUUGCUGCCACUUCCCCUACAAUCAUUAAUUUCCGAUCAGUGUGUAUGUUUGCAUGUGUGCAUGGACAUAAUUCAUCACUGAGAAGGGUUGCGUAGACGUAAUUUUCAGAUUAGUUUUCUUUUUAUCUUGUUCUGUUACUUUAAACAACAAUCUGUAGUAUCAUCUAACUUAUGUCUGACCAUCCAACAUAUUUUUCAUUGGAUAUAUACCAACGGCUUAUGCUUCCUAGGUGUUAGAUGUUCGUUAGUUUAGGUUGAUACUUUUUUCCUUCCGUAUUGUCUAUGAGGCACAAACGGUAGUGGUAAAAUGCUGUCUCUGCAUCUUAAAGGACAGAAGGUCUUAUGGAUUUUCUUUUGAGGUCAUGUAAGAGGGGAGGCUUCAUAGCUGUGAUUUGUAUACAUCACCUUGAAGUAGAUCACCAACGCAAAAUUCACUCUGCCGUGCCAUCCCCACUCAACAGCAAAACUAUUACCUAAGGUAACAGGCAGUGGAGAAAGAGACUUGAGCACUGCCUUCCACAGGCAUACAAUAAACACAAGUGAAUCAUUUACAGUUCACUGGCUUAGUAUACGGGACCUUCACUUCUUUUGAGGCUAUGAAAUAAAAAGUUGCUAAUGCAGAGUUUAACCUCAUUUUUUGAAAUAUUGCAGUCUACCUUUAAAUCAGUAGAUGUCUAUAGUGUAUAGAUGAAAGCAGCUUAGUUUUUAAAUGGACAGUGUUCCCAACAGUUGCUAAAGUGGGCAGUAAGUUUGUCUUAUCAUAAAUUGUUUAAUUUUGUAGGGGAGAGUAGGGAGGAGUCUUUAUGGCCAGAGAUGUUUAUAUUCCUAUUGCUGGCACUCACAGAAAUGAGUGACUGUUUACAAAGUUCGGUAGCUUGCACACAUUUGGACCUGUGUCUUUCAUUUUGCUCCCUGUGCAGUAGAAAUUUUCAUGGGUGAUGAAGCAGAAGUGUUUUUUGGGAAUGAGCGCUUGGCGCUGAGAAGAGAUUAGGAUGCUGUUGAUGCAGUGUUGUACUCUGCUGGUUUAAGAAAAUAUAUUUAGUUGCUUUCCUUUUUUCAGACUGCCCUUGCAUUCAAAUCCUGCUUCUGUAAAAUUUGAUAUGGAUGCAGCCUAACAAAUAAGGUUCAAUAGGAUUAUUUUGUGCUAUCAUUCCAAAUAUGAAGUCAUUGAGUUCUAGUGAAUGCAAACUUAAAGCAAGGACAAAAAAAAAAAAGGCAAUUCCUGCCCAUUAUUUAUUAUAUUGGUCUGUGAAACACUUAAAACAUAUUUACAAAUUAGUUGAUUUUUUUUUUUAAAUGAAGAUUUAGAAUCUGCUUUAGCCACCUUGUCUCCAUGAGUGUAUGUCAUAAACAGCAUGUUAGGAACUGGUUUUUGUCCUGCACUGAGAUGGCGCUGGUCUCUUCACAUUUUCAUCUCCCACCUGCUUUCUUCAAUGUUGAAUUUGGGCAUUGGCUGACUAGGGUGAGGGAAAUGGCAUCAUGCAACAUUUAACGAGGGCUUAAUGCAUAGUCGCCAUUUUACAGCAGAUUUGUGAUAAUGUCAACAAGAAUUUGCCCUGGCAACAUUCAGCAGGCCCAUCUGUUGUUUUUUGUUGCUGUUGGCACAUUUCAGCUGCUGUUUUAUUUAUUUCAUAUUGUGUUAUGGAAGGAACACGAGUGGUGUUCAAACAGUUGAAUAGUCUUAAGCACAUUGCUGUUUCAGUAGAAACUGUGUACCUCUGUAUGUUUUUGUAUUUGGUAGGAUGGUAAAGGGUGCUUCAGAUUAUUUUGUAAAUAACUUGUUACAAAAUGCAUGAAUACUGUUAAGAUAAUUAUUGGAUUAACAUCAUAAAGUAGGAAAUGGAUUUAGUAUUUGUCAUGGGUGUUUUUGAUGCCUCUACCAAAAAGAGAGAUUACAAGAAAAUUCAUUUCGUGGCAUGUGUAUUCUUUAAACAGUCCACUUAGCUGGAUUGUUAGUAUUCAUUUUGACUAAAUGUGCAUCAUGUAUCUCACUACUGUGCUCACAGCAGCAUAGCAACUAUUUCAUUUUUAAAGAGCUUUGACAGAGUGACCAAGCACACAAGUGCCACAAAUUUUUCUUUAGAACAAAUUUGUAUCAAAAGUAAGCUGCUGAUGGAUCAGGGGUGGCUGUUAUGAGAAGUGGAGAAAUCUUCGUCAGUUCCUUUAUGCAGAAUGAUUGCUGGAUAAACAGCCAGGUGCUGCUGAAAACACUUGAUUACUCAUGUCUCCUUGGUUGGGAAUGUUCCAGAGCAUCAGUCCUAUGAAUUUGCGCAUGAGGCACAUGAGUAAGCAAAUUUUCAGUUUCCAGCAUCCAACAUUCCUUUUCGCUUUUCGAGUCUUAAAAUGCUUAAGAGUUGGAACAUGGCGAAAGAUAGUAGUUUCUCACCAGGUUUUACAUAAAGAUGAGCAGGAUGCGAUAAUGUAUGCUUUAAGUGUCCAAAAUAGCAGCAAUGUCUCCACUUUUUCACCCCUAUUCGGAACUUUAAAAAAAUGCAUUACAUGCUUUUACUGUUGUGAGGUUUGACUGAAAGAAUUGUGCAUAAGAGCCAAAGGGAAAGAAUAUGCAGUCUGUGUAUAUGCACCAUUUUUUUGAAAGUUGAAAUACAAGUUAAAUAUAGAGGGAGAGCAGAUAGCACAGUGGCAAGAGUGUAUCUGAGCCUGAAGACUUGCAAACCAAGCAAUUUAUAACCUUGCUGUAGACUGUUGCACCAGCCCCACAAAAGAUAGCCCUUAUAAGUGUCCUGUAAUACCUCACUCCCUAUGAUAUUAAGGAUCAUUUUCACCUUUAUGAGCUGAAGUUACUGUUUAAACCGCAAAAUAUGAUCCUGUAUUAAGCCUUGCUAGUUACCGAGUCACCUGGCUCCUUACCCAUUGCAUAGCAAACCAAUUUUAAAAAAAGCUGCUACUUUUGUUUUCAUGCACAGCUGUAAUGGUAGUCAUACAUUUACCUUAAAGCUCUGAGAUGCAAACUACUUGUUUGCAUUAAAAACUGCUUUUGACCUUGUCCUUCACAGCACAUUCUUGCACAAUUCAUGUGUGUCACAAUGAGAAAUUUAUAUGUACAUUGAUCUUUUGUGAUUGGAGAAAGCCAAGGCUUUUUCAUGGUAGAUCCUGCAACUAAAAAAUUUAAGGGAAACAUUGGUUGGUUUCUUUAAAAUGUUCAUGUCUUGAGUCAAUGCUUUAUGUGUUUCAUAAUAAACCAAAUAUAAAAAAUUA
Pomacea canaliculata is the source of this 6029-nucleotide messenger RNA. RefSeq names its product kinesin light chain-like. NCBI's taxonomy places the organism in Eukaryota, Metazoa, Mollusca, Gastropoda, Architaenioglossa, Ampullariidae. Bases 606 to 2690 code for a protein of 694 amino acids. Gene Ontology annotation, cellular component: cytoplasm; membrane-bounded organelle; kinesin complex. Gene Ontology annotation, molecular function: kinesin binding. Gene Ontology annotation, biological process: microtubule-based movement. The record is from RefSeq and is a predicted model, not a curated record. The transcript has 19 exons.